Messenger RNA from Cimex lectularius (bed bug), 1091 nucleotides. It is a transcript of the gene wbl, whose product is annotated as endoplasmic reticulum resident protein 29. The record is from RefSeq and is a predicted model, not a curated record. The transcript is spliced from 5 exons. Bases 154 to 888 code for a protein of 244 amino acids. Gene Ontology annotation, cellular component: endoplasmic reticulum lumen; endoplasmic reticulum. Gene Ontology annotation, biological process: protein secretion. NCBI's taxonomy places the organism in Eukaryota, Metazoa, Arthropoda, Insecta, Hemiptera, Cimicidae.
AGUUUUGUCAACUUGGUCCGACCUUCGACGUGGUUGCACCUCAUUCGCGAACGGUGAACCUCGCCGUUUUGAUUGCCUGUCACCUCGGAGCCGGCGUCGCGUCCGCUUUCCCUCAAAAAAAAUAGUCGACCAUCAAAAAUUUUGAGGAAAAUUAUGAAAUCCUUUUCACUCCUUGCCAUCUUCUAUUUCUUCUCGGCCGCAUUCGGCAAAGGAUGCGUUCAAUUUGACAAAUACACAUUUGACAAGAUUAUUUCGAGGUUUGAAGCAGCUUUAAUCAAAUUUGACAGUGCCUAUCCUUUUGGACCAAAACACGAAGCAUUUGAAGUAGUCUGUGAGGAUUCUACUACAGCCCCCGAUCUCAUAGUAGGAGAAGUCCAAGUCAAAGAUUAUGGCGAGAAAGACAAUGAGGAUUUGGCUCAGAAGUAUGGAGUUGAAAAAAGCAGUUUUCCAACUGUUCUUCUUUUCGUGAAGGGCAAGUCUGAACCUGUACCUUUCAAAGAGAGCGACGACUUUCCAUUUAACGCUGUGAACUUGAAGAAGUUCAUUAAGACACAUGCCAAACUUUACAUCGGUCUGCCAGGUUGCCUCAAAGAAUUUGACUUACUCGUCAAAAAGUUCAGCAAGGAACAGACGUUGCAAGGAAAGAAGAAGCUGCUGUCUGAGGCCGAAGCGUUGAAAAAAAAGGUCCAGACAGAAAAAAAUAAAAAAUCGGCCGACACUUACAUCAAGAUCAUGAAGAAAAUUGUAGAAAAAGGAGAUACAUUCGUCGAAACAGAAUCAACUCGUGUUGAGAAUGUUCUCAAAGGGAAGUUAAACAAACAAAAAAUGGAGGAAAUGCAGGAAAGGAUCAACAUCCUUGGCUCGUUCAAAGAGCACGAUGAACUUUAAAUUAACAAAAAAAGUAACUUUUAAAGUGCCGUUGUGUGUUUGAAAAUUGUAAUCUAUUUUAAAGAGUAACAUUCCUUUUUAUAUUGGAUUUUUAAAGGUGUGAAAUAAUUCCUACUAUCACAAACUAGAACCAAGUAUCACCUUGUUCUUCUGAACUGUCCUGAUGGUUUCGUUUUAAUUUAUAAAACAUUGUUAAUUCUUUA